AUGGUGGACACAAUCAAAGAGCUAAGAAGUUCAAUCUCCAAGCCAAACGAAGAAAACGAAAGACCGCCCCAAGAGGAAUCUGCUGCUGCCGGAAAGGGUUCUGAACAAAAGGGGCCACCUUUUGUCACCCAAGAAGAUGUCAUUGCCAUGCUAGAGAAGAGCAGAGUCGAAGCCAAAAGGAUUGGAAGUAUGUUCCUCAGCCACCAUAUCCAUCAAGCUUACUCCAGCAGCCGUAUCCUAAAGGCUAUGAGGCACCAAGCUUCAUUCUUUUCGACAAAAGGAAAGGAAGCCCGAAGAAGCAUGUCAACCGUUUCAUUGAUGCUUUGGGACCAUAUGCUGGUGAUUAUAAUCUCCAACUUUGAGAGUUUUCAAAAAGUCUUACCGAUCGUGCUUAUACAUGGUACACGACAUUAG
Prunus armeniaca (apricot) is the source of this 414-nucleotide messenger RNA. The record is from the annotation of a GenBank genome assembly. Lineage: Eukaryota; Viridiplantae; Streptophyta; Magnoliopsida; Rosales; Rosaceae.